CCAGCCACGGAUAACGUAGUUGGCAAGUGGUGUCCUGACCUCCUCUAGGUCGCCUUGGCCUUUAAUGAGUAGCUGUUGUGGUGCGUGGUGCUUGGCUACACCACGCGCUCGCCUGCCGUACAAGCCUCGAUGAAUGCCGGCAGGCGGCGCGGUCUGGCUGUAUGGUGAUAUGUUUGUCUUUGUGCGUGUCCGUGAGAGAGCGAGUGCGUGCAGUGAGUGUGCACACCACGUGCCUGGCUGCACGUGCGCUGUGGUGUGUUGGUUGUGUAUGUGAACCUUAUUCGUGGAUGUUAUUUGUUCUGUUCUAGGCAUGUGUGUGCGAGUACGUGUGUACGUGUGUUUGAUUAGUGUCGUAUGCUCGUUAAUUAAUGAGUACUAAUUGAUUGAUAACAACUUAGUAUAUAGGGGACUGUAGAGCUUGGGCAGUUGUUGGCACCGGCUCGUGAUAUGGCAACACUUGAGUCGUCGUCCUCUCUCUACGAGGAAUGAGUGAGUAACUCCGUGGUGCAUUAAAAGUUGAAGUUACUGUUAUUAUGAUUAUAUGCAGGCUGAGUGUACGGGCAUGCUCUUAGCGCGUUCGUCAGUGCACUGUUAGUGUCCAUAUCAUUGGCGAGUUUCUCGUGUGUGUGUGUGUGUGUACGCAACGGAGUGUGCAUGCUUGUUAUUUGAUAUCCUCUUCCCAUCUGCCGUGAGCGCUGCUUUAUCCUUCGCUGUGAGCGGUUUCACCCUUUUCCCGAUUCACGGCUGUGGAAGCCGAAUUCUGCCAAGGCACUGGCCACAGUGGUGCCAAGCCACUCAUUUUUAAGUGUAACUUAUUAUCGGGGCUUACGCCACAGUGCAGACGCGUUGCAUUGGCGUAGCGACGCUGCUGCAACACGGUGCAUGCCUUCUCAUUUGUGGCUUUGUUGAGCGGGGAGAUGCCGUUUUUGUUGUUGCUUGGCUCGCUGCUGCCUCUCGGCCAGUACUCGCUGCUGGCACGCGCGCGGUGCUCUUGAACGUCCGCUAUAAAUCAGCGUAUCGGCCUCUUGAAUUUCUGUCACUGUAGAAAACUACGACCGCUCUAAGAGCCCGCUGUGAAGGUACUCGCUGGAAAAGCUGGCCUCCACAUCGGGGGCAUACAGAGAGGCCCUUUUUGUCAGUGAAGGAGCCACUGGUGGACGUUUUGCAGACAUUAAAACAACGAGGCUGAUUCUGGAUCCCAAGCCCAUAACUUGUGCUCUUGUGUGUCACCUGGGGACACCAUUUGGGUCAAAUAUGUCUGCUUUCUUCCAAACUUGACAGCAGACCAGAGCUGUUUAACAUUUAGGGUUUUUUUUUUCCAGAGCAUUAAUUACGUAAUUUAUAAACUGAUGGAAAACAUGCCUUAGCCCCCGAGGCCCGCCGCACAAAGCAAAAGUAUAAUUUACAUUUUGGCAUAAUAUUAAGUAGGCCAGUUAUUAAAGGCUUGUUGAAAUGACCUCGGCUUAUUGAAUUAAAUGUUGCUUUUUUUUUAUCGAGGCCGGGCGCUGGCCGUGGCUGCUGUGGCCGUGCGUUCUUGUUGUGCCGUGCGUGCGUGGUGCCGUGCGUCCUUGCUGUGCUCGUCCGUGCGUGGUGCCAUGGCUGCUGUGGCCGUGCGUUCUUGCCGUUUGCCCGCGCUCGGCUAGUCGCGUGCGUUUGUUCGGCGACGCUGCCCCCCGCGUGUUGAUGCGGUGCACUGACGGCGUGUGUGUGUUCCUCCCGCACGCCGGCCGGCCUCGCGCCACAGCCCCACAUCUCCAGGCAGCUCCAGGUUACCACUGGGACACGUCCGAUUGGCUCCCAGACAAGCUGCAGGACAUCGAGGAGGAGAUUUGUCACUACCCGGCGGAGCUGCCGGGCUACCCGGGCCAGGACGCCCUCGAGCACGACUACUACGCGGGCGGUUACGACAUCGACAGCGACUACCCGCCCCCGCCGGAGGAGGACGACUACCCUGAGCGCACGGGCAGCCUGCCCCCCCCGCCGCCCCCCGGCUACCGCCCGCCCGGCGGGCCGGCCGCGGGCGGCGGCUCGUGGCCGUGCCGGCCCCCGCCGGGCGGCCACGCGGCGCCGGCCUUCGGCCCUGCCCACCCCGGCUCGUGGCCCACGCGUCCCUACUGCGGCUACGGCGGCUACGGCGGCGGGGGGAGGGCGGGCGCGGCGCCGCCCCCGCGCGCGGACAGCGGCCCGCGCCCCGCCCGCGCCCCCCCGGCGCGCGGGGACGCCGGGGGGGGCGCCCCGCCGCCCGGGCCCCGAGCGCUCGCGCUUCCGACCCCGCGCGAUGACGCGCCCGACCCCGAGGACUACGAGAGCCUGGCCGAGGUGCGGCUCCUCGGCGACGUCUACGUCCCGGACGUGGCGGGCGGCGGCGGCGGCGGCGGCGGCGACGGCAAGCAGCACACCGUGGUGUGA
This is a messenger RNA of Petromyzon marinus (sea lamprey), 2409 nucleotides long. Lineage: Eukaryota; Metazoa; Chordata; Hyperoartia; Petromyzontiformes; Petromyzontidae. The record is from RefSeq and is a predicted model, not a curated record.